This is a messenger RNA of Trematosphaeria pertusa, 834 nucleotides long. RefSeq names its product ribosomal protein S13. NCBI's taxonomy places the organism in Eukaryota, Fungi, Ascomycota, Dothideomycetes, Pleosporales, Trematosphaeriaceae. The record is from RefSeq and is a predicted model, not a curated record. Gene Ontology annotation, biological process: translation. The transcript has 6 exons. Gene Ontology annotation, molecular function: RNA binding; structural constituent of ribosome. Gene Ontology annotation, cellular component: ribosome; small ribosomal subunit; cytosol. Bases 192 to 659 code for a protein of 155 amino acids.
GCUAGAGCGAUGAAGUCGCCGCCUGGGGUUGGUGUGCGAGGGGUUGUCGGCUGAUUGGCCGAUCUCGCUUAUGUCAUCUCGCCAAGCCCACAGAAGACCGAGAAUCGUCAAUUUUGAGCGCGCAACCCAACGCCAACGCCAUCGACAACGACAACGACAACAUCACCGACGAGCAUCGACAAGCCGCCAUCAUGUCGCUCGUAACUGGGGAGAAAUCCAACUUCCAGUACAUUAUUCGUCUGCUUAACACCAAUGUGGACGGCAAGCAGAAGGUGAUGUAUGCGCUCACAAAGAUCAAGGGCGUCGGCCGGCGCUACUCCAACUUGGUCUGCAAGAAGGCUGAUGUCGACCUCACCAAACGCGCCGGCGAUCUCACCUCUGAGGAGCUCGAGCGUAUCGUCACUAUCAUGCAGAAUCCUCUGCAGUACAAGAUUCCCACAUGGUUCCUCAACAGGCAGCGUGAUAUUGUCGAUGGCAAGAACUCCCAGAUCCUAGCCAACGGUGUCGACUCCAAGCUUCGAGAAGAUCUCGAACGUCUCAAGAAGAUUCGCGCCCAUCGUGGUCUACGACACUACUGGGGCCUGCGUGUCCGUGGCCAGCACUCCAAGACAACUGGUCGUCGCGGCAGGACGGUUGGUGUGUCCAAGAAGAAGGGAUAAAUGUUCUCGCCGGUGCUGGAAAGCCGGGGCUUUGCGUGGUGCGGGAACAAGGCUUCUGCGGAUGGGUGGUGCACUUACGGUGUUAUCAAACGGCAUUCAUUGGCAUCCACGCCUACAUUUCAUCCUGGGCUUGUACACGAGACGAAACGGCAUGAAAGGGCUUUAUGGUGGUAGG